Porites evermanni is the source of this 396-nucleotide messenger RNA. The record is from the annotation of a GenBank genome assembly. NCBI's taxonomy places the organism in Eukaryota, Metazoa, Cnidaria, Anthozoa, Scleractinia, Poritidae.
GCUGGAGAAUUAUGGAAGAAAUGUACAGAGAGUGUUAUCUUCACAAUGCUGUGCUGUGUCUUCAACUGUACCAACCCAAAAUGUAAUCAGCAUCGUGGUCCUUCUCGUGCUCAAAAAGCAGGGGCCACAGCUCAUGUCUACGGUACGUUUCAGUCGUCCGACCAUGACAUCAGGUACAUGAUCCUUCUCCCAACAUGCCAAACCUGCACUACUCAUAAGUACUGUCAAACUAAAAAGGCCAAUUACCCCGUGGAAGGCGAGGAGCCGUCGAAAAUCUUGUACACCGUCCCUAGCGCACAGCUAAUGUUCAUUGAAGUCGGCUCAGAUAAAACAGUUGAUGGCGUGAAGGGGAAGCUAGAAAGGGCGCAGGAAAAAGAUGGUAAAUUUCAAGGAUAA